This is a messenger RNA of Scylla paramamosain (green mud crab), 9007 nucleotides long. RefSeq names its product ubiquitin carboxyl-terminal hydrolase 47-like (gene Usp47). The record is from RefSeq and is a predicted model, not a curated record. Gene Ontology annotation, molecular function: cysteine-type deubiquitinase activity. Gene Ontology annotation, biological process: protein deubiquitination. Lineage: Eukaryota; Metazoa; Arthropoda; Malacostraca; Decapoda; Portunidae. Gene Ontology annotation, cellular component: cytosol; nucleus.
UCUAGCACACAGCGUUGCCCCUCUGUGGUGUGGGCUCCAGUGGCACAGUGGCGGCGGUGGUAGCGGGGAACGUCGUUGUAGUAGUGCUGUGUGUAGUGCUGUGUGGAUCAGUGGGUGUUGUACUUGUUUGACCACCACGUCACUUGUCCCCUUCCCUGGUGGAGUGAGGGAAAUCCCUGUGCUCGUCUUUUGUCCCAGUAGUGAAACCCAGUUUCUCCAACUUCACCCUGACUUAACCCCAGCCCGCCUCCCCUCAAUACUCUUUCUCUUGCUCUGUGUCCCCGCCGUUUCCCUCUCCCCUCCCUGCUGCACACCGCCCCGCCACUGCCGUCACCCCCUCCAGGCUCCACCUGACUCUUGACUACCAGUCAGCGUCUCACUGCGCCACGCGGCUCUCUGGGAUUGCUCGGCAUCCACUCCCCAAAUAGGUUGUUGCCCAUCUGCCCCGAUUGCCCACCGCUGGCACCACCACGCUGGUCAUCUCUUCUAGGAGAAAAGCAACACAUACACACACAACACGCGCAAAUGAUGGUGGGCAUGAUGGAGUGUUAAGCUGUGGCGUUGAAUCGUGUUGCUUCCUUGUGUUUGUUGCUGCGUCAGUGCUUAGCAGAGCGUUGUGUUGCAUCAUGACAAUUGCUUUGAAAACCACCUUCGGCUCAGUGUUGUAAGAACCCGCGGCAGUAUGUGGCCUCGCCUCCGUGAGUAACAGAACUAUACCGGCAGAUUAUGACACAAGUAACGACAGAUAUGAGUCUGUAAUUGAAGAGCCAUGACAAGCAGCAUGAGGAAAGACUGCUGACGCAGCAUGUAACACAAACGCGCCAAGUAAACUUCAUGCAACAAAGGAACUGCAUCAUUAAUUUUUGCCAAAGUGUGUCAGAAGAAGCUUUGACGAGGGGAACAGACACAGGUUACAGAAGAAGCCGAGACGUGAAGGUGACGUUCCGAGGGCGUCUUAAGGUACAGUGGUGACGAGACCGACGACAUCAACACUAAACAGAGGGAAGACGCACGCCUGCACCCAACAAUAACAGUAUAACCCAUUGAGGCAGAGAAAAGCAAGACCAACACACCCCUGCUUUUAAAACAGCUCUUUCUGCCUGUCUGCCCUCCACCCCUCAGUCACUCCCUGCAUACAGCAUACCUACGUAUAUGCUCCCCUCCCUCUUUCUUCACACCCUCUCUCACUCGCUUCUUACCUAACCGUCACCCUGCCUCCUCUCUGCUCCUCUCAGCAACAAACAUACUGCUCUGCUUUGCUUCUCACGUCUGUCUGUCUGUAUAUCUGUCUGUCUCGCUCCUCCCCGUCUCUUCUUACUUCCUGCCUCCACAGAAUGUGUUUAAAAGAGGAUGGAAGUUCCUCCUCCUCCUCAACCUCCUCCAACUCCUCCACUCACCCCGCCUCCACCACCACCUCCCACCCCAACACCUCUUCCUCAGUCCAAUCUUCCUCCACCUGUUCCUUCUCCCUCACACCAAGAACGCAGCCGAGAAGAAAGCCCAGAAAGGGGUCACCUAGCAUCAGGCUGCAAGACCCCCCCGCCCCCCCACCCCCUGCUGGCCACGUUGCGGGGCCGCUUGCGCAGGCUGAUGAUGACCACUGAGACCGAAAGUGUUGAGGAUGGAGGUGGUGGCAGCGGCAGUGGUGGUGGAGAUGGUGGUGGAGGAGGCAGUGGAGGAGGAGGUGGUGGUGGAACAGCAGAUCGUUCCACCAGCGGCCAUAGCAGUGGCAGCAGUAGUGGUGGAGGAGGGAGUAGCAGCGUGGCGGAGGAGGCCUCGGCGAAGGUGGCUCGGGUAAACACUGCUUCUACUGUGAGCCGUUCAACUAUUGUGCAGGACAGCAGUAUGGCAGAAGCUACCACUACCAGCCGUUUUUCCACUGCCACCACUAAGGUCAAAACAAUUAAGAUUGUCAAGAAAACAAGCCCCCUCAUUGCCAGUGCCAUCUCUGACCUCAAUAGCCGGGCAGAGGCUUCCCUUGGCGGUGCGUCACCUCGUCGACCCCUUGCUUGUGGGUCCAAGAAGAUGAUUCGCCCCAUCAAGAUCCAGCAGGAGACACCAACUACUACAAAAUCGAGCAACAAAGAUGUAUCCAAAGCUGCUGAUGGAAAAGUAAUUGAUGUUAAGGUGAAGGAAACAAAAGUGGAGGUUGUGAAGGUGUGUGACUCAAAUUCAAAAGAGACUAAUGCAGCUGGAGCAUCAACCAGCUCAACAGUGAGUAGUGAGAACACACAAGAGGUGCCUGGCAAGGCAGUGACUGUAAGUAAUGUUCAGUUGAGUGAGAAUGAGGCUUCAUGCAGUACAGGUAAAGUCAUUCCCAUUAUCAGAAAGGGUUCCCCUGGGCCCAAACAAUCAUCCAAAGUGGUAACAACUACUGGUAAAGCAACUAAAAGUCUUAAUAAUGCAAAGGACGCAUUGCGACCUAAACGUCAGUCUUCCCCAUUGUCCAAGACAGAGGAGUCUGCACAGACCAAGCAAGAUGCUCCUCAGACUGAGCAAACCAGACUUCCUAGUGAAUCUGAGAAGGUUGCAGUGGAGGCUUCACUCAGCUGUACAACAAUUGAGAAUCCUGAAAACUCCAAGGUAGCAACUGCUUCUUCGUCAGCGUCUGUAUCUUCCUCCUCUUCAGUUUCCUCCUCUGCCUCUUCAGGCUCUGUUUCCUCAAACAAGACUGUUAAGGCUGUUAAGGUGAAGAAGCCAGCCAAGACAAGGAAACAGGAGUCAACUGAAGUGGCACCUGAUGACACCACCACCAGUGAAGCUGCAGCAUCAGAGAGGUUAGGCCAGAAAAAAAAUUUAGAAGGAAAGGCAGAUAAAGGAAAUAAUGACAGUACCAAAGAUAAGGUGGAGAAUAAUGGAAAGAUUAUGAAUAUGGAAAAUGGAUUAGAAGCAAAAGAUGGUGAGCCAAGUGAUGAAAGUUGUGUAACAGAAGCUAAAGACAACAAAACAAAGAAUGAAAGUAAAGAAACAAAGAAAGAUGUAAAGAGUAAAAUGAAAGAGAGCAAAGCAAGCUGUGAUAAUGUAAAUGAAAAGGAAGAGAAGAUGGAAAAUGACACUAGCACAUCAAAGGUAAAUGAUGAUGAAACAGAAAGGGAAACAAAUGAAAAGAUUGAGAGCAAAAUUGAAAUUGAUGAAAUUACAAGUAUAGCAAGGAAAGGGGAAGGAAAUGAGGGGGAGAACAAAGCAGAAGACAUUAGGUUAACAAAUGGUGAGACAGGAGAACAUGAAAAGAAGCAGGAGCAGCAUCAGCACCCACAGGAACAAGAUGUUACACUGUCAAUCACACAAGCACCAGCAAUACCACCUCCUCCUCCUCCUCCUCCUCCUCCUCCUCCUCCUCCUCAGAGCAUCAAGAAGAGCAAAUUAGUUGGCAAAGUGAAGGCCAGAAAAGCUGCCACUAUCCAAGAUAUUGCCACAGAAGAUGGUCAGACCUCCCCACAAGAGGCAACAGGAGUACCAGAGAUCAGUGUCAGUGGAGCGGCAGCAUCAUCCAGUGAUGUGCCCAAGAUAGAUAUCAAUGGUGAAGGUGAUGGAGAGGAGGAUACCCAAGUGACUAACACGGAGUCAGGUGCUGUAGCCAACUGGGACCCUAAAGCAGAAAGGGAUACAGAGGAGCCAGAGCUGGACAGUGUGUGUGUGGUGGUGCGUGACAUGAGCGGCUUCAAUACUAGUGUCAACCAGGUCACUCUAGCCAUGUCCACACAAUCCACGUGUGGCCAGCUGAUGGCAGAGGUGGGACGGAGAUUCAAGUAUGACCCAGACUCUUUCUCCCUCGUGCUGCAGUGUUCUAAUGGAGAUCAGGUGGAAGUUGAGAAAAUGGAGGCAGAGAGAGCCCUUGCCCACGCCAGGUUCCGGAUAGAAGGCUCAGCACGAAACAACCUUAUCCUAUGUGAUUUGGGUGGCCGUCCACCCCGACGGGCUGAUGAUGAUGACCUUACCUUGGGGGCAUCAGCUUCACCCACCACCACCAUUGCCAUCCCAGCCACCACCACCACUGAGAAGACAGCGCUAGAACGUUCCUUCAUUGCUUAUGACACCUCCGCCACCACGUCAGACUACUCUUCCUACUCAUCACCACUCAUCAAGCAUGACUCUGGUUUUGUAGGGCUGGUGAAUCAGGCCAUGACUUGUUACCUCAACAGUCUGCUGCAGACUCUCUUCAUGACUCCAGAAUUUCGUAAUGCCCUGUAUCAAUGGGAGUUCAAGGGUACUGAGGAAGAAGCAUCAAAGAAUAUCCCAUGUCAGCUGCAGCGCCUCUUUCUUCAGUUGCAGACCACUACCAAAAGUGCUGUAGAGACCACUAAGCUGACACGCAGCUUUGGAUGGGACAGCAGUGAGGCAUGGCAGCAACAUGACAUUCAAGAGUUGUGUCGAGUAAUGUUUGAUGCGCUGGAGCAGUGCUUUAAGAACACCCAUCAGUCUGACCUCAUCAACACACUCUAUGAAGGGAAGAUGAAGGAUUAUGUGAAGUGUUUAGAGUGUGGCAAUGAGCGAGCACGGGAGGACACCUACCUGGACAUUCCUCUCCCUAUCAGGCCCUUUGGCUCCACCUCAGCUUACAAGAGUGUGGAGGAAGCAUUGCGGGCCUUUGUUUCACCAGAGGUCUUGACAGGCAACAAUCAGUACAAGUGUUCACGUUGUGAUGCUCUCUGUGAUGCACAUAAGGGUCUCAAGUUCACUCGUUUCCCUUACCUUCUUACAAUACACCUCAUGCGUUUUGACUUUGACUAUCAGACGCUUCACCGCAUCAAGCUCAAUGAUAAAGUGACCUUUCCAGAUGUGCUGGACCUGAACCACUUCAUUGAUGGUGACACAGGAAUGAGGGGAGAGGAAGGAGGGGACAAGCCUGCUAGUGGUGUGGAUGAUUCAUCCACCACUGACUCUGGCUCUGCCCUGGAUGCAGAGGAUGCCUCUUUGGAGAACACCUCUGCCUCUUUGCCAGAGAGUGAUAAUCAGGAAGAAGAUGAAGGUAUAGAUGUGAGCAGCAGCAGUGCAUACAACAAUGAACGCAAUCGUGCCUGGGGAGCUGCUAGUGGUGGGGGACCCUACAUGUAUCAGCUGUUCUCCAUCAUGGUCCACUCAGGCAGUGCUUCUGGUGGUCACUACUAUGCCUACAUCAAGGACUUCACCAGUGGGGAGUGGUACUGCUUCAAUGACCAGAGUGUGACCAAGAUUACAUAUGAUGACAUUCGCAAGACAUAUGGUGGGAGUGGCUCUUCACGGAGUGGUGGUUACUAUUCAAGCUGGAGUUACAGUGCCAAUGCCUACAUGCUCAUGUACCGACAGGUGGACCGUGAACGUAAUGUGUAUUCCCUCACCACUGAAGAGUUCCCUCAGCAUAUCAAGGAUCUCAUAAAGAGAAUGUCAGAAGAGGAAGCAGCUGAGCGUGAACAGAGAGAACUGGAGCGUUCUACGUGUCGCAUCAAGCUGUUUUGUCGGAUACCUGGUCAGAGUCAGAUGGUUGAGCGCAAGCUGAGAGUGCAUAAGUAUUCCACCCUCACUGAAACCACCCUUCAGGCUUACAAGGAGCUCGGCCUUGAGAACAUAGUUCCUCUGGAGCGAUGCCGCCUGGUCAAGUAUGAAGAGUUCCAUGAGAGCCUUGAGAGCUCUUUUGAGGGACAGGAGGAGGAACCUAUGUAUGAAGUUCUUGGGGGAGUACGCACAUCUUACAAGUUUGAUCUCCUGAUGGAAAUUCGUGAUGAGGACAAGCAGUUUGAAGUGUACAAGCCAGGAGGCACAACCAUCAAGGCCCAUGUUGUCAACCUUAGCACAGAGGAGGUGGAGGGUCCCUUCACACUGAGGGGCAGCUUGAGUAUGACAGUGCAGGAUCUGAAAGAGCUACUUGGCCGCUCUCUUGACCUCAAUCAUGAGACCAUGCGGGUGGUGUUGGAGCGAUACUAUAAUGACCUUCGACCCCUCACCUCAGACACCAAAACACUAAAGAUGGAGGGCUUCUACAGAUCUAACAAGGUUUAUGUGGAAGCUUCAGGAGAGGAAGCUGUGGACUUCUUCAGUGGGUCUCAAAUGUAUAGCAUCCUUGAUCGCUAUGAGAACACCAUUACUCUUUAUUGCCCACUGCCUGAUACUUCUCCAGAAGCCUUGGAAGAGUUACAAAUUCCACCUUACAAGGAGGAAGUAGUAGUAGAGGCCACAGCAGAGACAGAAGGACCAUGCAGUACAGUAGCAACUGAUGAACCUACCACACCCUCAACUACCACCACUACCACUACUACAGCUUUGGCUACAGAAACUACUGAUAUUACUGCUUCCAGUGCACCACCACCUGCAUCAUCCCCUGCUGAGAGUGCUGCAAGCCCUGCCAGUUGUUCCAGCAAAGACAGUGGGAUCAGCAGCAAGGGAGGUAUCACUGAUACUGGCAGCAGCAGUGAUGGUAGUGGCACCAUUAGCAGAGGGAGCUCUCUUGUCAGUCCUACCUCCUCCUCGUCAUCUUCUUCCCCCACCACCUCCACUUCCUCUCCUUCCUCGUCCUCCUCCUCUUCCCCAUCCUCAGUCACCCAACAGACCUCACCACAGCAACAGCAUCUUCCUUCUCCAUCCCCUCUAGCUGUAACUACCAUCACUACCAUCACCUGUGCAACACCCUCUUCCACCCCAACUGCCUCCCCCACUGCAGCUUCCACCACCUUAGUAUUGGGGAACUGCAGUGAUGGAGAGGAUGAGGGGAUAGCUGAUGCAGACAGUGGCACUGGUUCCUCACAUGUAAACAGUGACCAGAGUGCUAGUGAGGAUUCAUCUCUCACUAGUGAUAGUGACAGAACUCUAGUUGGUGAACCUCCUGAGGAUCGUCUCUCAGACACCAGCAAUAGCCCAGAUUACCACAAUGUGUCGCCACCCACUGAUCCUGUUGGGGCUGCCACAGCUGCCACCUCUGCCACCACUGCUGAUGCCAAGGCUGGUGAUGAGACCGGGGGGGGUUGGGGUUUGCCUAUCUUUCAGGACACUGAUGCUGCAUGGGGUGAUGAUGAGAAAACCACCCCUCAGCUCAAGAGGUACUUCAGAGCAGAGUAUUUCACUGAAGAAGACACUGGAGCCCGGAUGCUGCGGGUGUGGGUGGACAAGCGCAUCACCAUAGGACAGUUGAAAAAGGAGAUGCAACGAUGGGUAGGAGUGUCUCAAGAUCACUUCAAGCUUUUCAAAAUAUACUCAAAUAGCCAAGAGUUUGAGUGUACCAGGAUGACGGAGAGCCUGACUUCUUAUGGAGACAACACCCGGCUCAGUGUAAGGCUUGGCCGUGCCCUUCUUCCAGGAGAACAUCGUGGCAAAGUGUAUCUUCUAGAGCCUCACAACUUUGAGGAUCCCUCAAAAUUCCUAAUUGACUGGGUAGUACGCAAAGGUGACACUGUAGCCAAUGCCAAGCGUGCUAUUGUGCGAGAGGUGAAUGCUCGGUGCCCAGGAAUGAACUUGGUCCCUGAAAGAGUACGGCUUCGCAAGAAGAGCUGGAAGACUCCACAAGCCAUUUAUCUUGACCAGCACAAGUUUGAUGAUGAUAUUACUCUCUUCUCCAACUGGGAACUGUUCCUUCAGGUGCUAGAUGGGCCAGAACAGAAGACUGCCAAUGUUGACGAGUUAGCAAUCUUUGUCAAGCGGUGGCGGCCAUCUUCACACACCACAGAUCCCCUUACUGAAAUCAUCAUCCCAGAGCCAACCACCUCUGCCCUUCGUGCCAAGCUGUCAGAGGUGUCAGAAAUAGCAGCAGAAAACAUAGAAUUUGCAAAGGGCAAGGGCACCUUCCCUUGUGACAUGUCAGUGCUGGAUAUAGCCAGUGAAUUGGACUGGUCACCCCGCACAGGCCAGCUGGAUCAACGGCCACUGUAUAUUAUGGAUGAUGGAGCCAUGAUCUACUACAGAGACAAGACUGAGCCUGUUAAGGAACUGACAGAAGAACAACGGAGAGAUUUAGCUGUAUCAGAGAAUCAGCGGCUCAACAGAGAAUCCCAAUAUUGCCCUUCCUCUUCCUUUACCCCCUCUACCUCCUCCUACUCCACUCUCCGCUCCAGGGAAAAGGGCCUCAAGAUAUACCUCAACCAUGAUGACUGAGUGGAGCACAUGUGGAGGCUGGGAGGCACUUGUGGAAGCCUGGUUGGUUUCUAAGUGUUGCAUAUAGUUGUGAAUAAAAUUUUGUGAACAUUUGAGUUGUGUGAGAUGUGGUUAAGUGGACUGGAAGGGAAGGAGAAAAGGGUAAGCAAAAUUAACAUGUUCCAUUUAUAGACUGGCACCACUAAAUGGUUCAGGUUAUUAGAUUAGAAGUAAGAGGCCUACCUUUCACCCAUAGUAAUCUUGACUUUGAACAAUUGAAAUUACCAUUUAAACCUGUUACUUAAUGGUUUAUAAUGCUUUCAGGUAAUUCGCUAUUCUUAUAAAGCCUUUGGAUAUUCUUAAGGCACUGCUAAUAUUUAAAUAUGGUUUUAUUCUUUUAUUUUAUUUAUUUACUUGUAUUUUUCAUUCUUUCUUCCUCAGUACUAUUCUCCAAAUAUUAGAAGGCCUUAUCUUCAAAAUAACCUUGAAAAUUCAGUGUACACAGGUUUUGUGGUAGUGGUUUGUCUUGCCUCCUGUGUGUGUGGGCUGCACUGGUAAUUGAAAACCUUCCACUUGAACCUAAAAAAGCCUUAUCUUAAACUUCUUAGUACUGGUGUAUUCUCAAGCUUUCUCUUUGACUUACUUCCUCUAAACAGGCCUCUUUAACUACUGAUACAGAUGUCCUCUCUGGACUGAGUAGUAACAGAUCCAAAAGGAUCUCAAAGUCACACAAAAUGGCCUUUCUCUCUCUGGACAGGAAAUCCUCUGUAUGUCUGCCUUAUCUUUAAAAUUAAUGGCCAAGAAGCCUCUCCUUCCUCUGGCCGUUGUUUUAUACUGUUGAUAACACUUAGCUCAUCACCAUUUUGGGUGAACUGUAAAUAGUGUGUGUGUGUGUGUGUGUGUGUGUGUGUGUGUGUGUGUGUGUGUGUGUGUGUGUGUGUGUGUGUGUGUGUGUGUGUGUGUGUGUGUC